AUGCAAGAGGAGAUUCGAAAUGUUCAGGUUUUCUUGCAUGAGGAUGUUGCUGACUGCAUAGUGUGGAGCGGGGAUGCCUCGGGUGAGUACACGGCAAGGUCGGGUUAUGGCUGGCUUCGUGAGCGAGCGUGCGCUGCGAUGGGGGGGCCUCUGCAGCGGUCGUGGGCUUGGAUUUGGAAGCUUCACGCCCCCUUCAAGGUGUGUUUCCUCAUAUGGCUCUUGGCUCGCAAUGCUCUGCCCACUAAUGCUUUGAGGUUUCACAGGAACAUGGCCCCGUCGCCGGUUUGUGGGAGGUGCCAUUUGUACCCGGAAAGGCCGAUCCACUGCAUGCGGGAUUGCGUUCAUGCCCAGCGAGUUUGGACGAGCUUGGGGCUGAGUGUGCCAGCUACACCGGGGUGUAGUAGUAGAGUGGAUCUUGAGUUUGAAAGAAUCGUACCAGAAGGGCCGAGUCGUGCUAAUCAUCGGCCGGUGAGGGAGGUGGCGUGGACUCCGCCGGGGGAGAAUGAGGUCGCGGUUAACUGUGAUGGUAGUAAGGGGGAGGCGCAGCAUAACAGUGGCUACGGUGGUUGCUUGAGGGAUAAUCAUGGAACGUGGUUGGGAGGUUUCAUGGGCUUUGGGCAUGAUGCCUCAGUCUUGGCGAUGGAGCUCUUGGCGGUGUUCAAGGGGUUACAGUUGGCUUGGGAUGGGGGAUUCCGAAGGGUGGUGUGUUUUACUGACUCAUUGCUUGCGGUGUCUUUGAUCCUUCGCCCUCCUUCGGAGUUCCAUGAGAAUGCGGCGAUUAUUAGAGCCAUUGGGGAUCUUUUGAAUCGUAGUUGGGAGGUCCAUUUACAGCAUACUCUUCGCGAGGGGAAUUUCUGUGCAGAUUUUUUGGCUAAGGCGGGUGCCCGACAGCAGAGUGAGUACCUUCCUGUGAUGACCCUUUUGCUAGAUCCACCUUCUUUUGAGACAGUGACACUUUUAUUGGCAUUGGCUAGAAAAUUGGAUCAUAUGGUUGAUAUACACUUGAGGUGUUAG
Lotus japonicus is the source of this 1014-nucleotide messenger RNA. RefSeq lists its product as uncharacterized. Gene Ontology annotation, molecular function: nucleic acid binding; RNA-DNA hybrid ribonuclease activity. The record is from RefSeq and is a predicted model, not a curated record. NCBI's taxonomy places the organism in Eukaryota, Viridiplantae, Streptophyta, Magnoliopsida, Fabales, Fabaceae. The transcript is spliced from 4 exons. Bases 1 to 1014 code for a protein of 337 amino acids.